AUGGGUGGAAACGGUUUCUACAAGUAUCGGUGCAAAUACUUCAUAUCGCACGACUGUCCGAACUGGGUGUGGGUGGCCAAAGCCCCCUGUGCAAUGUGUCUUGCCGAAGGCAGGGACGGGGAGCGAGCCGAAGUCUCGCCAUUGCGACUUUCCCGAGAUAUCGUUGCGCCCUGCGUUCGAGACGGCGUCCUGCAGUACGUCGUGAUGGAGCUGGUGCCGCCGACCGAGCCCGGCGACGGCUGGACGCUGAAGGACAAGUUUCCGGGGCCUCCGCCGGCAGUUCCCGUGACGAGUGGCAUGCUGGAAGUGCCUGGUUUCCCGACAUCUCAAGCUUGA
Messenger RNA from Hirsutella rhossiliensis, 336 nucleotides. RefSeq lists its product as uncharacterized. Bases 1 to 336 code for a protein of 111 amino acids. The record is from RefSeq and is a predicted model, not a curated record. NCBI's taxonomy places the organism in Eukaryota, Fungi, Ascomycota, Sordariomycetes, Hypocreales, Ophiocordycipitaceae. The transcript is spliced from 2 exons.